AUGGCCGAAGACAAGAAAAACUUUGUGUACGCCCAGGAAGAGCCCUUCCAGGGAGACGGCACCACCCACUCGUUCGAAACCUCGUCCGAGUCCCACAAGGCGUCCAGCGCCAGCAGCGCGUCCGGAUGGCAGAACUUCAAAGACGGCUUCAAGCGCGUCAAGCUCGAGGAGAUGGAUCCCAGCCUCACCACCGCGCAGAAAAUCGCCAUCGCCACGGCCCGUUCCCCGCUGCAGCGCCACUUGAAGGGACGGCAUUUGCAGAUGAUCGCCAUUGGCGGUGCCAUCGGAACCGGGCUGUUUGUGGGAUCCGGAACCGCGCUCAGAACCGCAGGCCCUGCCGGGAUUCUGAUCGGCUGGGGUUUGAUCGGCACCAUGAUCUACUGUGUGGUGAUGAGUGUGGGUGAAAUGGCGGUUGCGUACCCGGUUUCCGGCGGGUUCACCACGUAUGCGACGCGUUUCUUGGACGAGUCGCUGGGUUUCGCCGCCAACUACAACUACAUGUUGCAGUGGCUGGUGGUGCUGCCCUUGGAAAUCGUGUCUGCGUCCAUCACCGUCAACUACUGGGGCACGCCCGCCAAGUAUCGCGACGGGUUUGUGGCUUUGUUCUACGUGGUCAUCGUGGCCAUCAAUAUGUUUGGUGUCAAGGGCUACGGCGAAGCGGAGUUUGUCUUUUCCAUCAUCAAAGUCGUCACUGUCAUUGGCUUCAUCAUCCUGGGGGUUGUGCUGGUGUGCGGCGGCGGGCCGGUCGGAGGCUACAUCGGAGGCUCCAACUGGACCAGCCCGGGCGCCUUCACCGGUCACACUGCGGGUCAGCGUUUCAAAGGUGUGUGUACCGUGUUUGUCACUGCGGCGUUCUCGUUCUCGGGUUCCGAAUUGGUCGGGCUCGCGUCUGCCGAAACCGCGGACCCUAGAAAAUCCUUGCCCCGUGCCGCCAAACAAGUAUUCUGGAGAAUCACGCUAUUUUACCUCAUUUCGCUGUGUCUCAUUGGCCUCCUGGUGCCUUACAACGAUUCCCGUUUGAUUGGCGCUUCCUCUGUAGACGCUGCUGCUUCUCCUUUUGUGAUUGCCAUUACAUCCCACGGAAUCAAAGGGUUGCCAAGUGUGGUCAACGUGGUCAUUUUGAUCGCGGUGCUUUCCGUCGGUAACUGUGCCGUUUUUGCCUCCUCCAGAACCAUGGCUGCUUUGGCCGAACAAGGUUCCAUGCCUCAGAUUUUCGGUUACAUCGACAGAAAGGGUAGACCACUGGUUGGUAUUAUCGUUACCUGCAUUUUUGGUCUAUUGGCUUUCCUCGCUCAAUCCGAAAAGGAAGGCGAAGUUUUCAACUGGCUAUUAGCCCUAUCGGGACUGUCCUCUUUCUACUCAUGGCUCGCCAUUUGCGUCUGUCAUUUGAGAUUCAGAAGAGCCUUGACUGUCCAAGGCAGAUCCACAGAUGAGUUGGCCUUUACCUCUACCGUAGGUGUCUGGGGAUCCGUUUACGGUGCUGGUCUAAUCGUAAUUGUUCUAAUUGCUCAAUUCUGGAUUGCCGUGUGGCCUUUGGGCGAUUCAUCCAGUGCUGCCAACUUCUUCGAAGCCUACUUGUCUUUCCCUGUUCUUAUUGCAUUCUACGUCUUCCAUAAGCUAUGGAAGAGAAACUGGAAAUUCAUGAUCAGAGCCAAGGACAUUGACAUCGACACCGGUAGAAGAGUCGUCGACAUCGAUAUUCUAAGACAAGAAGUCGCAGAAGAAAGAGCCAUGAUGGCCGCGAAGCCCUUCUGGUACAGAACGUGGUAUUUCUGGUGUUAA
Molecule: messenger RNA, 1782 nt
Organism: Lachancea nothofagi CBS 11611
Lineage: Eukaryota; Fungi; Ascomycota; Saccharomycetes; Saccharomycetales; Saccharomycetaceae
Source: the annotation of a GenBank genome assembly